UACUUCAGAGGCUGAGCCACUUUCAGGUGUAUAUGUUUGUACGGCGGGGGAGGGGAGCAUAAUCUGCAUUUGGAGAGCUGGGCGCAACCCAGGAUCCGGGAGGUGAAGCUUGAAUGAGGAAAAACCCUGGAGCGCGAAGAAACCUUUGGGACCGUCUGCAACCUUCGUGUAAAAGGAGAUCCCACAUCUGACAGCCACCCCCUUCUGCCCUCCACCAGCCAAAAAAAUAAAACCAGCAACAUGCAGCUGAACGGCGGAUCCGGGGAGCGCGGUAUCGGUGCGCAAGUCAGCGGAGGUUUAGCCCGCCAGGGCUGGCCUUAAAUCAAGCACCAAUGCAGCCGCAGAGGACAUCGGCGGUGCCGACCACAGCCAACGGUGUCCCGGGCCCGGAAGAGGCAUCGGCAGAGGUCCGGGAGGAGCAGAGACCAGCGAAGCAGUCACUGAGUACCUCUGUGUGCAGGGAGUCACACUGGAAGUGCCUGAUCCUCUCGCUGCUGAUGUACGGCUGCCUGGGGGCCGUGGCCUGGUGCCAGUUAACGCGGGUCACCAAACUCAGCUUCGACAGCUCCCUGAAGGGCAAGUCCAUGAUCUACCAUGACAGCCCCUGCUCCAACGGGUACGUGUACAUCCCCCUGGCUUUCCUGGCCAUGCUCUACAUGGUCUACCUGGUGGAGUGCUGGCACUGCCACGCCCGCAGCGAGCUGCAGUACAAGGCGGACAUCGACAGCGUGUACGAGCGCAUCGGCCGCAUGCAGCGGGCCACCCCUUGCAUCUGGUGGAAGGCGAUCAGCUACCAUUUCGUGCGGCGGACCCGCCAGGUGACCCGCUACCGCAACGGCGACGCCUACACCACCACGCAGGUGUACCAUGAGCGGGUCAACACGCAUGUGGCCGAGGCCGAGUUCGAGUACGGCCGCUGCGGCGUCCGCGACGUCUCCAAGCGGCUGCUGGGCCUGGAGCGCCACCCGGCCACCCGCCUGCGCUUCACCAAGUGCUUCAGCUUCGCCAAUACCGAGUCGGAGAACUGUUACCUCAACCAGCGGGCGCACUUCUUCAGCGAGGUGGAGGGGCUGGACGACUACAUGGAGGCCCGCGAAGGCAUGCAGCUGAAGAACGUGGAGUUCAAGGACUACCUGCUGGUGUACGCUCACCCCGACCGCCUGCCCUGGUACAUCUCACACUACGCCUUCUGGGCGGCCGGCCUGCUGCUGCUGUCGUGGCCGCUGCGGGUGUUGGUCGAGUACCGCACGGCCUACGUCCACUACCACGUGGAGAAGCUGUUCGGCCUGGAGUACGCGGCGGCGACGACGGCCGCCACGCCGAGCGAGGAUGCGGGCCUGUGCUCGCCGGCCGCCCGGGUGGGCACUGUGGACAGCACCGAGCUGGAGUGGCACAUCCGCAGCAACCGCCAGCUCAUCCCCAGCUACUCGGAGGCCGUGCUGAUGGACCUGGCCUCACUCUCCAUCUGCAACGGCUACUCCACCUGCGGCAUCGUGCGCUCCGGCGACUGCGACGGCCGCUCCAGCUCCUCCUCCAUCUUCUCCCGCAACGUGGGCCGCAGCCACUCCCGCUUCUCGCUCGACACCAGCCGCUUCUCGCUGUGCCGGCUGCACGGGUCCGGCCGCACCGGCCUGUGGCGGAGCCGCAGCAGCAACAUCAACAUCAACAUCGACGAGCGCGGCCGCGACGACCACUGCCGAUCCUACUCCAGCCAGCUGGCCAUUAGCGACAGCCCGCCCAACUACCACGACGCCCGCUUCUUCCCGGUGCUCAUCGUCCACCGGCCCUGCCAGGGCCGAGAGGGAGACGGGCGCAGGUACUACAUCCGACGGAACUCCUGCCUGGAAACAUCCUUGUGACCCACCCUUCUCCCUUCCUCCUCUGAGCUGUCACCCACUUCUCCUCUCUGUAAUGUCCUGCAAACCUCGCGGUCCUCAGCAUUUCUCCUGUCCCCUCCUGCAUCUACUUCAUCCGGCCACGUCUUCGUCUAGAUGCCCCCAGGUUCUGCGAUCCAUCUCUCCAACCCUUUCCAACCUUCCCUGCCUCCAUUCACCAUGCUCGUGAGAACCUCAUGUUAACCCCCCUUACUGUCCACAGAUCCCCUCUUAUCAAAAACCUGUCGUUAUGUAUUUCAAUCCUAGAAAGAUUCUUCACGCCAAAGGUGCAGUUUGCAUCCAUGAUGUGAUGUGAUCUCUCUAGGAUGCUGCUGUGAGGUUGGUCAGUGCUGGUUUUAUGGCUUAGCUUCAACAGAGGUGAACUCCACCAAGAGUUACAAGACUGGCAGAUCUUUCUGGAUUUCUUUCAGAAGCUGCCAAAUGCUAACUCCCAAAAGAUUCCGACAGGAGUUUUCCGGUUAAAAUCUUUUCAACGAUAGGCGGGUGAAGACGAGGUAAGGUAAGUAAAUUUGCAGACUUGCAGUUUGUAUCUUCCUGCAGUCAGAGGAGCUAAGAGUUUCGGUCAAAGCCGAUGAAUGAAAUGCACCAUCUGAUGUUAGAUAGAGCUCUAAGGGCCAGCGGACUCAAGGGAUAUGGGGAGAAGGCAGGCACGGGUUACUGAUUGUGGAUGAUCAGCCAUGAUCACAAUGAAUGGCGGUGCUGGCUCGAAGGGCCAAAUGACCUCCUCCUGCACCAAUUUUCUAUGUUUCUGACAACACACAUUCAAACAAGCAGCUUGUUGGUGUUCUGACUUGGGUAUAUGUUCUACCAAACAGGCUGAUGGACACUUAACCCAGAGUGUCAGUGGUGUAACAUUGUACAGGGAGAAGCUGCUCUUGCAAUCCUUUUGUUCUUUAACACAUGUGGUUGACAGAUUAUUGGAAAUAGACGGGAUACAGUCAUUUUGCACAAUGUUCUUUCAUCUAUGGAGGCUUUGGAGGGUGGGGGUGGGUCACACUGUUAUAAUAUUCCUCUAUCCACCAUCGUAAUGCAUCUAUUGAAACAUUGGUUCACAGUGGUAUGAUAUUCCCCUAUCUGAAUGGGGUCACAGCUCAGUCACAAUACCACAAGAUCAGGAUAUCAUAACAAUAAAAUGCACGCAACAAAUCCAAUCAGCAGUUCAGCUUAGUUAAGAACAGAUCUGAUAAAGAUUCUAAGAUCCACCUCAAACAUCAAAAGCUCAAGUUCCUAUUCCUAUUGCCCAUUCGAUCUUGUCACAUUAUGUUUUUCUAUCUCAAAUCUUUGCAGUCUGGGCUCAUCACUCUGAGGCCUCGUGACUCCUAGAGGGUGUAGCAAAACCCAACACAUUAGCUGGGUUCAAUUUGUAAAUCUAUUGUUAAAUAAGAUUGAUAUCUGCUUAUAAAUUGUGCAUAUAUUUGAAAAAGAAAUAAUUUUCGGAGCUUUGGUUCAGCCCAGAAAUAAUGAACUCAUUUGAUAGCUUGUUAGAGUUGAUAUGAUAGCCUUUCUCUUGGUUCUUUCAUCUCCCCAAAAUCUGCUUUACACAGGAAAGGUGAACAUUUAGAAUUCCCACUCUCAAGACCUGGGGUUCAGAUUGUUUAGAUUUUUGUUAAGUAAGAAUAUUUAGGGAACCAAUGAGCACUUGGAGUGCAAAUGAAGAUCUAAUUUGAGGAACUCCUAACAGCCUGUUUCAGAGUUGGAACAAGAGGUGACAGAACGGUUACCAGCGAUGCAGACAGUUCACGGCCUUAAGGAUGAGCAAUUUAGUGGAAUAUUCGUUUUGGUGCUGAGUUUUUGCUCAUUUAAACAAGCUAAAGGUGUCCAUCGUAACCAGUUUAUUCUUCCGGGCUGAGUGGUAGUGAAGUUUUGGUUGCAAAGGUGGCACAAUGGGUGGCUACAGGAGAUUUG
Leucoraja erinaceus (little skate) is the source of this 3800-nucleotide messenger RNA. Its product is annotated as transmembrane protein 151B. The record is from RefSeq and is a predicted model, not a curated record. The transcript has 2 exons. Bases 333 to 1859 code for a protein of 508 amino acids. NCBI's taxonomy places the organism in Eukaryota, Metazoa, Chordata, Chondrichthyes, Rajiformes, Rajidae.